CCCUACGACCCCGAGACCGUGUCGCAUCGCUCCCCCGUGUCCCUACGAACCCCGUAGACGCCCUCCGUGCCAUAUUCAAGCUUGCGCCCAGCAAUAUCGCCACCUGCGACAGCUCCUCUUACGUCAUCGUCAUGUCCGACGGAAUCGCUCCCGCCAUCGACAAAGUUGGUGAGCCUGCGCCCACAGCGCCAGAGGCCCAGGCUGCGGUGCCUACUUCGGAGGACCCCAAGCCCGAAGAGAAGAAGGCCGAUGAGAAGAAACCCGAGGAUGGCGCAAAGCCUGUUCUGAAGGUGCCCAAGCCCGUCGAGGUCAUGUCGGUGCCACAGACCCCCCUCAACAACAGCACUCCAGCCGGGGGCACACCGCGACCUGAGCUGAGGAUUGACGAGGAGCCCAAGGAGAAACCCCAGGAAGAUCCCCCCUUCAUCCUCGGGCUCAAGGAACCCGAGUCCACCCCGGCGGAGUCUACAAAGGAUAGCGAGUCCAUCACCGACAAGCCAGCUGAAACAGCAACCAACGGCACCAGCGAUGACGUUGAGAUGACAGGUGCUCUCCCGUCCUCCAACUCCAGUGAGUCCGCUUCACGAGAGAAGCGCAAGCUCGAAGAAGAGCCAUCUUCCACCACAACCAACGGCGAUUCCUCCUCCGAGGACAAGUCCGGCUCGGAUGCGCGCUCCGACAAGAAAGCCCGUGUCGAUGAUGCCCCGGCUCCAGCAGUCCCCAACGGCAAGGGCGCUAAGGCGAAGCGCGAGAAGAAAACUGCUCCGGUGGUUGGCAGGACGGCGCGGAAGACUCGUAGCCAGGGACCGGUCGAGGUCUAGAUGAUCAUCAUGCAACGAAGCGGCCCGAUGGGCUGUCCAUCAACUUACUACGUGAGUGACGACUCAAGUGAACUGGUAUGAAUUUGUGCGGGUGCAGGCGAAAAUGGCAGGUUUGGGUCAUGGAAACAGAGUGGCUUUCCUGAGCUCUAUCUGGAAUUUGGGUUGUAUAUUCGUGUCUUUUGGGAGUAGCAAAAUCGGUUAUUUCAUCUGUCUAUCCUACGGGAGUUAAGCGUGUAGUUGGAUGGGUUCGUGAGGA
Messenger RNA from Ilyonectria robusta, 1077 nucleotides. RefSeq lists its product as uncharacterized. The record is from RefSeq and is a predicted model, not a curated record. NCBI's taxonomy places the organism in Eukaryota, Fungi, Ascomycota, Sordariomycetes, Hypocreales, Nectriaceae. Bases 132 to 821 code for a protein of 229 amino acids. The transcript is spliced from 2 exons.